Vigna unguiculata (cowpea) is the source of this 1022-nucleotide messenger RNA. RefSeq names its product MADS-box protein EJ2-like. Gene Ontology annotation, cellular component: nucleus. Gene Ontology annotation, biological process: positive regulation of transcription by RNA polymerase II. Lineage: Eukaryota; Viridiplantae; Streptophyta; Magnoliopsida; Fabales; Fabaceae. Gene Ontology annotation, molecular function: RNA polymerase II transcription regulatory region sequence-specific DNA binding; protein dimerization activity; DNA-binding transcription factor activity. The record is from RefSeq and is a predicted model, not a curated record.
UAAGGGAACCUUUUUCAGGAAAGGGAGUUUCCAGAGCGAGAAAGAGUGUGUUUUUAAGAGAGAUGGGAAGAGGGAGGGUUGAACUCAAGAGGAUAGAGAACAAAAUCAACAGGCAAGUCACAUUUGCCAAGAGAAGAAAUGGCUUGCUCAAGAAGGCUUAUGAGCUCUCAGUUCUUUGUGAUGCUGAGGUUGCCCUCAUCAUCUUUUCUAACCGUGGCAAGCUCUAUGAGUUCAGCAGCACCUCAAGUAUGAUGAAAACACUGGAGAAGUACCAGAAGUACAGUUACAGUGCACUGGAGACCACCCGACCUAUUAACGACAUUCAGAACUACCAGGAAUAUUUGAGAUUAAAAGCAAGGGUAGAAGUCUUGCAACGUUCACAAAGGAACCUACUUGGGGAAGAUCUUGCCCAAAUGAAUACAACUGAUCUUGAGCAGCUAGAGAAUCAACUAGAGGUAGCACUGAAGAAUAUUAGGUCAACAAAGACUCAAUUCAUGCUUGACCAGCUUGCUGAUCUUCACCACCGGGAAACAUUGCUUGUUGAAACUAAUAAUGUGUUAAGGAGUAAGUUGGAAGAAAGUAAUAACUCACAAAUCCCAGUGAGUCUGGGUUUGGAAGCUGGAGGGUCUAACAUGAAUUACACAAACUUUCCUCCUCAAUCAGAGGGAUUCUUCCAUGCAGUGGGAGUGAAUCCCAGCUUGCAAAUUGGAUUCAACCAGAUUGGUGGUGAUGAUGCAAACGUUGGAGCUUCGUCCUUGAGUAUGCAAGGAUUCGCUGCUGGGUGGAUGCUUUGAUGACAUUGAAUUUACGUAUAACAAGAAAACGCGUCAUGGAUGUGUAGAACGCCCUCAUAGUUAUAUUAUAUAUAUAUGUUCUCAUAUCGUUUUUUUAUGCAUUAUUUUUCAAUGUUUAAAUGAAUAAAAAAGGUUGCGAGUAGUAUUGUCAUAAACAUUUUAUGAACCUGAAAAGCUGUAUAUUGGCAUUAAAGUUUAAACUUUAAGUUUUUAUUAUAAUUAGCUUCA